GCGGGGGAUAAGCUGGGCUAUUUUCAUCAUUUCCUUCCUCCCACUCAAGCAGCGGCCACCAGCGGCUUUGCAUAGAGCUGUUACCUCAGCCUCGACCAGGACAAUUCAGGGCACAGAAAGGAGUGCUGGCUGCAGGCCUACAACUACACUCACCAUCCUGCCUUCUGAGUGUCCUGGGAGGCUCAGCGAGGCCUGGGUUGGGCACACUUCACCUCCUGCCGUCAUAACCACCCCAUUCCACAAAGGAGAAGGCUGAGGCCUGAGAAGGAAGCCAGCCUGCCAAUGCCUGCCUGGGGGGCCCUGUUUCUGCUCUGGGCUGCCGCACAGGCUACCAACGACUGCCCCACCGAGUGCACCUGCCGGGCCCUGGAAACCAUGGGGCUGUGGGUGGACUGUCAGGGACAGGGGCUCACGGCCCUGCCUGCGCUGCCUGUCCACACCCGUCACCUCCUGCUGGCUAAUAACAACCUGAGCUCUGUGCCCCCUGGUGCCUUCGACCACCUGCCCCAGCUGCAGAUCCUCGAUGUGACGCAGAACCCCUGGCACUGUGACUGCAGCCUCACCUACCUGCGUCUCUGGCUGGAGGACCACACGCCAGAGGCCUUGCUACAUAUCCGCUGCGCCAGCCCCGAGCUUGCCACUGCCCGCCCGCUGGGCCAGCUCACGGGCUUUGAGCUGGGGAGCUGCGGCUGGCAGCUCCCAGAGUCCUGGACAUACCCAGAGCUCUGGUGGGAUGUGCUGCUGAUUGUCGUGGCCAUGCUGGGCCUGGCUCUCCUGGCCGGCCUCCUGUGCACUGUUACAGAGAUCUUUGACUGAGGCCAGGUGCCCAGGGUCACCCUGAGCCCCUCCCCAGACCCCACCAGGCCUGGGCAUCAGGGCCACCAGUAACUCAAAAUAAACUGGGUGCUCGACCAUUUUA
Mustela lutreola (European mink) is the source of this 919-nucleotide messenger RNA. It is a transcript of the gene GP9, whose product is annotated as glycoprotein IX platelet. Gene Ontology annotation, molecular function: protein binding. Bases 283 to 816 code for a protein of 177 amino acids. Lineage: Eukaryota; Metazoa; Chordata; Mammalia; Carnivora; Mustelidae. The transcript has 3 exons. The record is from RefSeq and is a predicted model, not a curated record.